Messenger RNA from Brachypodium distachyon (stiff brome), 1135 nucleotides. Its product is annotated as MADS-box transcription factor 47-like. NCBI's taxonomy places the organism in Eukaryota, Viridiplantae, Streptophyta, Magnoliopsida, Poales, Poaceae. Gene Ontology annotation, biological process: positive regulation of transcription by RNA polymerase II. The record is from RefSeq and is a predicted model, not a curated record. The transcript is spliced from 9 exons. Bases 234 to 914 code for a protein of 226 amino acids. Gene Ontology annotation, molecular function: protein dimerization activity; RNA polymerase II cis-regulatory region sequence-specific DNA binding; DNA-binding transcription factor activity, RNA polymerase II-specific. Gene Ontology annotation, cellular component: nucleus.
CCAGCUAGCUACUUUCUCCCCUGUACUCUCUCUCUCGUCUCCUGUGCUUUCUUCCAUAAGUAGUAGUAGCCUUUGCCCGGUUGCUCGCUCUCGUCCCUGGUCCUUUGCGCAAAGAGGAAAAAUAACAAGGAAAGAAAGCUCCAGUCCAGUCCAGCCCCCGACGCCGCCGCAGCGCAGAUCUACUACACAUAGAUCGUUGUGCCGUCGUUGCAGCGGUGUGGUGUGGGGCGGGGAUGGCGGGGAAGAGGGAGAGGAUAGCGAUACGGAGGAUCGAGAACCUGGCGGCGAGGCAGGUCACCUUCUCCAAGCGGCGGAGGGGCCUCUUCAAGAAGGCCGAGGAGCUCUCCAUCCUCUGCGACGCCGAGGUCGGCCUCGCCGUCUUCUCCGCCACCGGCAAGCUAUUCCAGUUCGCAAGCUCCAGCAUGAACCAGAUUAUUGAUCGGUAUAACUCCCAUUCCAAAAUACUUCAGAGAGCAGACGAGCCAUCUCAACUGGACUUGCAUGAGGACAGCAACUGCGCAAGAUUAAGGGAGGAGCUUGCAGAAGCAAGCCUUUGGCUCCGGCAGAUGAGAGGAGAGGAGCUGCAGAGCCUGAACAUCCAGCAGCUUCAGGCUCUAGAGAAGAGGCUCGAGUCGGGGCUCAGCUCCGUGCUCAAAACCAAGAGCCAGAAAAUCCUGGACGAGAUCAGCGGGCUAGAGAGGAAGAGGACGCAACUGAUAGAGGAAAACUCAAGGCUGAAGGAGCAACUGCAGGUGUCCAAGAUGGAGAUGCAGGUUGCCGCUGAUUCACCGGUGGUUUACGAGGAAGGGCAAUCGUCUGAAUCCGUCACCAACGCGUCAUAUCCGCGUCCUCCCCUCGACACGGAGGACAGCUCUGAUACGUCGCUCAGGCUCGGAUUACCACUCUUUACCUAGAUGUGAUUGGCUGGAAACCGUCUAGGGCAAACUCCUGGAUCACGCUCUGCAUUGAAUAAGCGAUUUUGAAGUGCCAGAUGAUGUGUGUAAUCUGAAAAAUGACUGUACUUUGUUAUAUAUAGUAUAGUGCUCAUAAUAAGAGAACAGGCUCUUUUGAUUUUACCUGCUGCUGUUUUUAUGUGUACCACUAGUCCCUGAUGAUCCAUCAGAAUUCAGAAUUA